AUGGAUUCAAGUCGAUAUGAUGUAUCUUAUACACCGAAUUGUGUUGAAGUUUAUCGUGAUAGCAAUCCUAUAGAUACUAAUUCAUAUAUAGCUCGAGCAUAUGAUGUUAAUAAAGUUGUGAUAUAUGACUUUCCAUCAUCGGCUAUGGUUGAUUCACCAACUUAUUUUAUUAUCGAUGCAACAGAUUCUGGUUCGGGUAACCUUGAAAUAGCUAUAUCAAUUAAUGAAAAAAAUAUACCUAAUUAUGUACAAAAUGAAGGUGGUGCUCGUUUUCGUGUCAAAUUUAUUCCUGACCAAAUCGGAACAUAUUAUGUUCAUAUUAAAUUUAAUGGCAUUGAUCUUUAUGGAACACCAUUUAAAUGUGAUGUAUUUUCAAGUGAUUUUACAAUUGAAAAUUAUGAAUAUGCACCAAUUAAUAAACGAACAUUAUUUUUAAUUAAAUCAAAAUUAAAUUCAAUGUUUAAUUCAAAUAUACAUAUUAAUAUACUAACACCAUCUGGCAAUUGUAUAGAAGGAAAAAUUGAAGAAAAAUCCUUAAAUAUAUAUGCAAUUCGAUUUAUUCCAAAUGAAAUUGGUGAUCAUCAAAUUAUAUUCUAUAGUGAUAAAGAAAAAAAACAUAUCAUUACAAAAUAUACAUGUCAAGUUUAUGAUGUAACAAAAAUUCAUAUUAGUGAUUUAUUACCUGCUAUUCCUCAUCAACUCUAUAAAUUUACUAUUAAUACAAUUGACGCUGGUAAUGGUCAUUUAUCUGUAAAAAUUAAACAAAAUGCAAAUCGAAUAACAUAUGAUCAAACUCGUAUGGAUACUCAUAAUUAUGAAAUAGCAUUUAUACCUGAAACAUUCGAUGAAUGUAUUGUAACAAUAUUAUUUAAUGGAGAUAAUAGUUUGGGUCCACUCACAAUACCAAUAAAAAGUGAUUCGAAACAAAUUCAUGUUUCACCUAUAUCUCCUGGUAUUGUCAAUCAACCAAUUGUUUUUACUGUCGAUCUUGAUGAAGCAAAAUCAUUUUCUGUGCUUAUCACAGAAUCUCAUGGCGGUCGAAUGGUUCCACAUACAAUGACAACAUUAUCAAGUGAAAGAAAUCGUUAUCAAAUAAAAUUUACACCAAAUGUUGCUCGUCAACAUACAAUAUUAAUAAAUUAUGAUGAACAACCAGCAUUUACAUAUCAUGUUGAUGUAUUUGAUAUAAAUAAAAUUCGUGUUAGUUCGAUCGAAGAUGGAACUGUUGGAGUUCCAUUAGUUUUUACUGUUGAUACACAUGGUGCUGGUGAAGGUCAUUUAGAAGUAACAAUAAGUGAUGGUCGACGAACAUUACCAGCUGAACUUAAAAGUAUUCAAGCAAGAAAAUUUGAUAUUGGUUUUCUACCCGAAAUACAUGGAAAACAUUCAAUUACGAUUGCAUUUAAUGGAAUUCCAGUUGAUGGUAGUCCAUUUGAAAUUUAUAUUCGUGAUUCACCAACAAGUGAUAAAGAAAGUAUUCAAGAAGAUGAAGAUGAAGACGAAGAAGAGGAAGAAGAUAUUGGUGAUCAUGAAUUUUUAAUUGGUGGACAAUUAGAAGGAACUAAAGUUGGUGAACUUGCUUGGUUAAUUUGUGAUUCGGCAUUAAGUGAUAUUUAUGAAGAUUUUGAUUUAUUUGUCACUGAUCCAGAUCAAACUAUAAUCAAGCAUACACGAAUACAAGAUUCUGGUGGUCGAUGGCGUGUUGAAUUUGAACCUAUGAAAUAUGGUAUACAUCAGAUUCAAACUAGUGAUAAUAGUACUGAUGAUUCACCAAUUAUUCUUGCUUCAAUGGAUAUUUUACCAGCAAAUUAUAGAAGAAUAAUUGAAGGUGAAAGAAUAAUUCAUCCUAAUGUUCUUAAUUUUAUUACGGUUAAUUCAAAUAAUGAUAAUUUAAAAAUUCGUUUAAGACGUUCAAAUGGUGAUGAAGUUUCAAUUGAAACUCAACGAGAUUCAUUACAAUGGAAAAUUUAUUUUACUUUAACUGCAACUGAUUAUUAUCAAUUUAGUAUUGAUGAUAAUAAUGAUGAACAAAUAUUUGAUAUACAUUGUGUUGUUGAAGAAACAGAUAUAUUUCGUAAUGGUGGUAUUGAAGAUAUAACUCGAUUAAUUGUGGAUCAUAGUAAAAUUAAUGGAAGUGAUGUUAAUGUUAUUGUAAAAGAUCCAUUGGCUCAUACAAUUCCAGCAGCAUUUUAUCGAAAUUUAAGUCGAGAUCUUAUUAUUGAAUAUGUACCAACGAAACUAGAUACUCAUGAAAUAUUUAUUCGAAUUCAAAACAAUCUACUUGAUAUAUGUCCAAUUCGUAUUAUGUCAUUUGGUGCUAGUACUCCAUUUGAACCUGUACUUCGUGUACAAGUUAAAGAAGUUCUUGAACAUACAUUUGAAGGUGUUACUGAUAAUGUUGAUAAAUUACAAAUUGAUAUUAGUGAUCCAUUUGAAAGAGCAUUACCAUUUCAACGUUCAAAAAAUGAACAUGGAGAAUUAACAAUUGCUUUAUCACCUAUUCGUGUUGGUACACAUUGGAUACGCAUAGCAAAUGACGAUAGUAAAAAUUUUGCUUUAUUACCUAUAUUUGCAUAUGAUGAUGAUUAUGUUCCACUUUCACCUAUUGUUACACCAUCACCAGAAGAUAAAUCCAUACCAGAAAAACAAUCAAAUAAUAGUAAUAAUAAUAAUAAAGCUCCAAUUGAUUCAUUUAUUCCACUUCUAACUGGAAAAGAUUUAACAACAAUUAGUGAAACAUCUGAAACUCGAUCAUCACGUGCAACAUCUAAUGCAUCAUCACGAUUACCAUCUCCAAUAAAAGAAAUACCAGAAAUAAGUUCACCAAUAAUUACUAAUGAAUCUAAUAAAAUAUCUUCGAAAGAUAAUCGAUCAAGUCCUGAAGUACAAAUACUUGAUAUAACAGAUUUAAAUGAUCCAGGUGUUCGUAUUGUUUCAAAAUUUAGUUUUAAAGAUAUCGAUAAUAAAUUUAAUAUAACUAUAUAUGAUGCUGAUGGGGAAAAUAUUAAUUAUAAAACGGAAUAUCUUAUUGAUGGACGAAAAAGAAUUUUUUAUGAACCUACUGUUAUUGGUCCUGUUGAAAUUCAUAUUUCAAAAGACAAUGAACCUAUUGAUGGUAGUCCAAUAAUUGUUAACGCAUUUGAUCCAUCUGCAGUUAAUUUAAUUGAUUUUCCUGAUAAAAUACAAAUUAAUGCAACUAAUCGUUUUAUUAUUGAUCCUACAAAAGCUGGAAAAGGUUCAUUAAAAGUUUCUGUCAAAGGUCCACAUACUAUAUUCGUUUUAUUUAAUCGAAUUCCAAUACCAGAAACACCAUUACGAGUAUUUGUUGAAUCUAAAGAUGUUAAAAGAGCAUCAAAUGAACCUAUUGAAGAAAAACAGUAUCAGCGUUUAAAAGAUGGUAGUCUUCGUUUAGUACUUCAUUUUGAUAAGCCAGAACAAUCAGAUUGGGAACAAAUUCGAGGUGAAUAUUCGAUUCAAAUCAAAAAACCUCUGGACGAUAAUCAGGAAUCGAUUGUUAGAAGUACUCAAACUAGUGAAGUCGGAGAACGUGAACGUGGACGUUCACUUUAUCCGAAACAACAUGAUCAAGAACGAGCACGUUCAUUAUCAUCUCAAACAAUAUUGGAUCCAGUACAUUCACGUUUAUCGAAAUCAAAUGAAAAUAUUGCUCAAUUAACAUCACAAAAAUAUUCAACAUCACCAAAUGAACAACAAAAUCGAGAACGAAGUAUAAAGUUAGAAGAUCGAUAUGCAUCAAUGCCAUCAAUUAAACCAUUGAGUAGUUUACAAAUUCAACAAUUUAAUUCAAUAAAAGAAAAAUUUGAACAUCAACAACCAAUUGAUGUUGUCUUUGUUCCUCUUAAAAUUGAUGAUGUAUCAUUUCGAUCAACAGCUAAAAAAGUACGUUUUACACCAAGUGAAACAGGUGUACAUUAUUUAAAUGCAAAAUUUGGUUCAGAAAUAGUACCAGGUACACCAAUUAAAAUGAUGGUUAAUGAUGCUCGUCUAGUAACAGCAUAUGGUGAUGGAAUUCAUCAUGCAUUACAUGAAAAAUUAGCAACAUUUAUGAUUGAUACACAAGAUAUGCAAGGCGAUUUAAAAGUCCGUAUUGAAGGAUCAAAUUCAGUUAUUAAGAAUACACUUGAACGAGCAAAUGAUAAUCGUUUUAAAGUAACAUAUGUACCAGUUGAAGUUGGAUUUGUUAAUAUAAGUAUAAAAUGGAAUGGAAAAGAUAUUGCUAAUAGCCCAUUUAAAGCUGCAGUUACUAAUCCAGAACGUGUUCGAAUUGUUGGAGGUUGGCAAUCAAUACUUGAUUCUGAAGAUCGCAUGCAUAUUAUAAUUAAUGAAGAAAAGAAAAUACGUUUUGAUACAUCUCAUGCUGGACCAGGUACUUUAAAAGCUGAUAUUCGAGGUAGUAAUGAUGGUCUUCGUGUACCAUUACGUAUUGAUCAACAAAGUGCAAUUUAUACACUUAGUUUUACUGUAAUACGAGAAGGAAAAUAUGAUAUAACGAUAACUUAUGAUCAAAAUCCAUUACCAAAUAUGCCUAUUCGAGCUAUUGCAAGUUCAGCAAGUACAAAUUUAGGUGAACAUUUAAAAGUUGAAGUACGUGGACAUGGUUCAUAUGAAGCAAAAGCUAAUGAAGAAGCAGAAUUUACUAUUGAUGCAUCAAAAACUUCAACUCAAGGUACUGGUAUGCCUAUUGUACGAUUAACUGGUGUUCAAGCAGAUGUUGAAGUUCGAAUUCGACAAAUUGAAAAUAAUGUUUUUCUUUGUUCUUAUGUACCAACAGCACCAGGUGCCUAUUUACUAAGUGUAACAUGGGCAGAACGACAAAUUCGUGGAUCACCAUUUAAAGUCAAUGUUUUACCAAAUACAAAUUCUAAUCAUUCAGCAUCUCGAGUCAUCUGUUCAGGUGAUGGUUUAAAAAUGGGUAUACUAGGUAAAGAAAUAAAAUGUAUCAUUGAUACACGUGGUGCUGGUCCAGGAGAAUUAACAGCUUAUUGUCAAGGAGUAAAUAAAACAGCAUUUUGUCGUUUAUUUGAUCAUCGUGAUGGUACAUUUACAUUAUUUGUUAAACCACAAGAAAGUGGAAGACAUAUAUUGACUAUUAAAUAUAAUGAUGAAGAUGUAUCAGGUAGUCCGUAUACACUUAAAGUUAGCGGUCCACCGGAUGCAAAUAAGGUACGCGUCUCUGGUCCAGGUAUUGAACAUGGUGUUCUAUCAACAUUUCAAUCACAUUUUAUUUGUGAAACAAAAGGAGCAGGUGCUGGACAAUUAACAGUGAAAAUUCGUGGUCCAAAAGGUGCUUUUCGUGUUGAAAUGCAACGUGAACAUUUACAAGAUCGUACAAUAAUAUGUCGAUAUAAUCCAACAGAGCCCGGCGAUUAUCUUAUAUCCGUUAAAUGGAGUGAUGAACAUGUUUAUGGUUCACCAUUUCAUACGCAUAUUUUCGAACGACAAGAAGAAUUAGAACGUUUUUUACAUGAACAAACUGCUUAUCGUCUAGCACAAAAACAAUGGAGAGAGGAAGUUUGA
Messenger RNA from Rotaria sp. Silwood2, 5538 nucleotides. Lineage: Eukaryota; Metazoa; Rotifera; Eurotatoria; Philodinida; Philodinidae. The record is from the annotation of a GenBank genome assembly.